Acomys russatus (golden spiny mouse) is the source of this 518-nucleotide messenger RNA. It is a transcript of the gene Smim44, whose product is annotated as small integral membrane protein 44. NCBI's taxonomy places the organism in Eukaryota, Metazoa, Chordata, Mammalia, Rodentia, Muridae. Bases 21 to 518 code for a protein of 165 amino acids. The transcript is spliced from 2 exons. The record is from RefSeq and is a predicted model, not a curated record.
UUCUGCCCUGAUCCGGACAGAUGGCCUGGAGAAGCCGUCCUAAUCCUUUUAGCUCAUCCCCUAAUACUUCCGUAGGUGGGUCACCUCCCACAGGCUCCUGUAGUGUCCCAGCCAUGGCGGGGUCCCUCGAUAAAAGGGAGGCGGAGGACUGGAGCCCAACCCCUCCAAUGUAUGAGGAGUACCGGCCACCCCCACUGGACGCCAUCCGCCUGCCUCGCUAUGCCCUGUAUCUGCUGAUGGCCGCCAUUCUGGUGGUAGCCGUGGCCUACGCCAUUGUUGGCCACCUCAUCAAAGAUCUAGCUCACGACCUGGCUGACUGGGCCUUUGGCCCUAAGCCUGACCAGGAGGAAGGUCCCCGGGAGCUGCGGGCCAGCCUGGCCAUGGAGGACCUGGAAGAGCUGGACCUUCAGCUGGCCCUGGCCUGGCGUGGGGAGGAGGACACCGCCCGGGCUCCUCGUCGGCCCUCCAUCGCCUUUAAGGAUCCUCCUGUGCAAACCAACUUUUGGAGGCUGGACUGA